CUAUUAAAGCUCUUCAUUUGCCAAAUACAAUGCAGGUAAAAGAAUUUUUAACUAUUUCUGAAGAAGAUAUGAUUUAUAAAAUUCCUGAUAACAUUUUAGAAUUUGUAGAUAUGUUUAAAAAUAGGCUUGCAGUUCACCCAGAUGAAGCAGAUGAUAGUUGA
Messenger RNA from Funneliformis geosporum, 161 nucleotides. NCBI's taxonomy places the organism in Eukaryota, Fungi, Glomeromycota, Glomeromycetes, Glomerales, Glomeraceae. The record is from the annotation of a GenBank genome assembly.